Molecule: messenger RNA, 3594 nt
Organism: Notolabrus celidotus (New Zealand spotty)
Lineage: Eukaryota; Metazoa; Chordata; Actinopteri; Labriformes; Labridae
Gene: tor4aa
Product: torsin family 4, member Aa
Exons: 4
Coding region: 204-1517 (437 amino acids)
Biological process (GO): negative regulation of apoptotic process
Cellular component (GO): nuclear envelope; endoplasmic reticulum lumen
Molecular function (GO): ATP binding; ATP hydrolysis activity
Source: RefSeq, a predicted model, not a curated record
CAGUCUCUCCUGUGUUCUCUGUGUUCUUGGAUGUUUCAGUAACUUUUGUUCUUUUAGAAUUAAAAUCUUAAUUUUUCUGCACAUGGGUCCUCCUUCAAGUUUUUCCAAUCAUGACAACGAAACUAAACGAUAUAUGAUGAACAUGGACUAAAACCUCCACUCUGAACUUCUCUCUCUUCAGGAAGACUUGAGCCUCUGUAAAGAUGAGCGACCAGGACAGCAGCAGCAGCUCCUCCUCUCAGACAGAAGAGGAGCUCGAUGGAGAGAUGGAUGAGGAGACAAACGGAGAGGUGGAGAAGGAGGAAAGCCACAGAGACAGUCCGGCCCAGAGUCUGUCCACCUUCUCCUCCUCGCUGCGCGCCGUCAUCCGCAUCAAACAGAAGUACCAGGUCAUGAAGCAGCGGCGUCAGGAGAUGGCUCUGGCGCUGUCCGGAGCGGGAACCUUCCCUGGAGCUCCGACGAGAACCAGCCCCAAGAUCUUCACCUUCGAUGGAGUCACCCCCUCCGCCUUCCCCAUGCUCUCCUCCUCCAACCCUCAGAAGAAGAAGAGGAGGAGGAGGAAGAGGGUUCUGUUUCCAAACAGAGGAACCUGCAGGAGUCCGCCCAAGCAGGAGCGCAGCCGAGCAAAGUACUGCCUCUACCUGCUGUUUGCCAUCGUCUUUGUCCAGGUCUACAACGCCAUAGAGAACCUGGACGACCACGUCCUGCGGUAUGACCUGGAGGGACUAGAGAAGACUCUGAGGAGGGAGGUGUUUGGCCAGCAGGGGGCGGUAGAGGGUCUCCUGGUCCACCUGAAGGACUACCUGUCCACCUACGUCCACAACAAACCCUUGGUGGUGUCCCUGCACGGCCCCAGCGGCGUCGGGAAGAGCCACCUGGGACGCCUGCUGGCCGGACACUUCCGCUCCGUGGUCGGGGAGACUCUGGUGCUCCAGUACUACGUCCUGCACCACUGCCCCCAGGAGGCGGACGCCCUGCAGUGCGCCGGCGACCUCUCCGCCAUCAUCUCAGAGAUGGUGGAGCGAGCCGAGGAGGAGGAGAAGAUCCCGCUCUUCAUCUUCGACGAGGCCGAGCACAUGCAGGACGAGAUCCUGGACGCCCUGUGGACGCUGGUGGCGUCCAAGCAGUCCAACGAGUACCUGAACGCCAUCUACCUGUUCCUGAGCAACAUGGGUCACGCGCACAUCACCAAACACAUGCUGCACAACUCGUCCAGCACCUCCAUGGCGUCCGGGCGCCACAGCGCCCUGGUGAAGGAGCUGACUCCGGUGUUACGCAGCUCUCUGGAGAAGCUGCACCAGCUGUGGAGCGAGGCCAACAUCUUACCUCUGGGCCUCCUGGAGAAGGGUCACGUGAUGGAGUGCUUCCUGGACGAGAUGACUCGAGAGGGCUUCUACCCGGAUCACUCCAACAUCGAGCGCCUGGCGGGGGAGAUCGAGUAUUACCCCGCUGUAGGGGGGCACGAGUACUCUCAGACCGGCUGCAAACAAGUGGUGGCAAAGGUCAACCUGCUGUGAUCCUCCGCCGCUGUGCAGGAAAUAUCUGACAUUCUUUAAAACCAUGAAGAAGAGCAGCGCCAGGAGGCGGCGAGGAGGCAGCGAGGUCACAUGGUUACAAAACUUGAAUGACAAAACUCAGAGCCAAAGUUUUCAUAAGCCGUGAUGAAAGAAUGUAAGAGAGCAGCUCGGACGCUGAAGACGUUCGACUGUGUCGACAUGUGAAGAAGUCUGAAACCACCCGGUCCAGCUCUAACUCCAGAUCCUUAAACCUGGACCUGCUUUAACUCCAGAUCCUUAAACCUGGACCAGCUCUAACUCCAGAUCCUUAAACCUGGACCUGCUUUAACUCCAGAUCCUUAAACCUGGACCUGCUUUAACUCCAGAUCCUUAAACCUGGACCUGCUUUAACUCCAGAUCCUUAAACCUGGACCUGCUUUAACUCCAGAUCCUUAAACCUGGGCCUGCUUUACUUUUUUUAAACAUAUUUUAAAGACUAAAAGGAGUUUAGAACAUUUGGUGCAGCUCCAGCAGAUUGCUUCAGAGAGACAGGGUGUGGUGUCAGGACGAGGAUCUGAACUCGUCCUCUAGAGGAGCUGUCAGUCAGACAGAAUCCAGCGUGUGGAUUCUGUGCAGGGUCUGGAUUCUGUGCAGGGUCUGGAUUCUGUGCAGGUAAGAUGUUUUUAAACUCAACAGCUGUGAGAUAUUUCACUCCCCUGACUGGAACAGUCAUUUUAGCUUGCAGGACUCACUGAUCUCAUGCUUUCUUCCUCCAUUCUUCUUUGUUGAAACACUUUAAAACACUAAACCGACCCGGACUGCGUUCAAAGCUCUGAACCUGCAAAUCUUACUUCAAAUCUCACUUCCUGUGAGCUAAGAUGACUGCUUUGUCAGAGGAGGUGGAUGUUAAAGAUUUAAUCCAUCAGAAAGUUCUCUCUGUGCUGGAUGAAUCAUCCCUGUGAUAUUUAGACUGAAACAGAAAUAAAACACGGCCCAGGUUUGCAACAGAAAGACUUUUUAAAGGGCUAGUUCACCCAAAAUAUGAAAAGUUAGGAAAAAUGAAAAUUUCUAACUUAAAGCUCCUGUGAGGAUUUUUUAACUGGUUGUGAAAGAGACUGAAUUUAAUUCUGAUGCCUUAAAAAGACUCCAAAACACAAAGAAGAGCAUCAACAAAAAGGACUUCUUCUUUGUGCUUAUCUUUAAUAUUUGAAACUACAGGUGGAGGGUAGGUGACAUAAACGGAUGAACUGCUGAUUCAGCUUUUCUCUCACACAUUCAAGGCAAAGUUUUUCUGUGAGUGAUACAUUUGAUUGUUCGACAACAGGGUUCAAUUAUUUCUUUAAAAAAAAAAAAGAACGACGACACGUGUAAACCCUGCUUUGUCCACAGGGGGGCGCCAAAAUCCCCUCAAACCAAAAGUCCCUCACAGGAGCUUUAAUUAAAAAAAAUCUCUCCAUUCUGGCUCUUUUUCUAUUUUAAUAAAAAAAGGGAUUUUAAUUGUGAAUUUAUUACCAUGCUAACAUUGACGUUAGCAUUUAGCUUUGCCCAUAUAUGGCAUCAUACAGCUGCUAAAGUGCUGUAGUGUUUUUAGAUUUUAAAGGAGGGAAUAAUCUCAUAGACAGCUGUUAAGAAAUAUAUUUAAAGUCUAAACACAGCAGAUGUAGUUUUUCAGAUUUGGGUGAACUAUCCCUUUAACCCCUUUUUAAUAUUUUGCAGUUACAUUAUCAGGCAGCUCAACCCGACACACAGGAAUCAAGGUGAACCAGUAUUUGUAACAUUUGUGAGGGGAAUUCAGAGACCACUGACAGAGUUCAGAAGUUUGAAUGUUUGAAAUGUUAAAGUUUGAAUGUUUGAAAUGUUAAAGUUUGAAAUGUUAAAGUUUGAAAUGUUUGAAAUGUUAAAGUUUGAAGCAGCCAACGUGACUUUUUUUAACAUUAGUGUGAGUCUGACACAGAAAUGAACUUUAUGUGGAGACUUGUAUUUGCGUUCGAUCUGAUGGGAUCAAAUCAUGAAUAUCAACAUUCUGUAUUCAGUUUAUUUUCUGUAUGAACUUUAAUCUGUAGUUGGUGAAUCGACAUUAAAGACAACUUUCAAAUAA